This is a messenger RNA of Phalaenopsis equestris, 875 nucleotides long. RefSeq lists its product as uncharacterized. Lineage: Eukaryota; Viridiplantae; Streptophyta; Magnoliopsida; Asparagales; Orchidaceae. The transcript is spliced from 7 exons. The record is from RefSeq and is a predicted model, not a curated record. The coding region runs from base 133 to 687 and encodes 184 amino acids.
AUUUUCAUGACCUUAAACAACUACAAUGCAUAGCCAUUAAUUUCCUGAAGAAUUAUAUCUGCAACUGCAACUUCUUUGUAAGUUUGCAUCGUCUCCCUUGAGUUUGAUAUUUACAGAUUGCUGAAAGUGAAAAUGAAGGAAACUGUUCUGGCAAUGAGCUUUCUUUUUCUGCUGAUUUCAUUAACAAAUGUGGAUGGAAGGUCUUGGUCUGAGUCCAGGCACAGUAACAAAGAGAAGUUUUCAGCACAUUUGGGUUUGUUUGAAGAGAUUGGAAUGCUCUCCAUGGAAGCCUGCAAAAUUCUGCCUUCUGAACUGAAGUCAAAGUGCCUAGAUACAUCUGAAGCAUAUGUGCAUAGAACAACAUUGGCUCUGAGAGGACAAGUUGAUGAAGAAAUACUAUGCAACCGCACCGGUCUGUGCUUCAUGAAAUCAGUGACAGAUGAGCGAACCUGUGCAACUUGCCGUCGAUCUGUCAGGGAUCUUUUCUAUCAGCUCAAGCAAUCAAGAAUAAGGAUGCGAGUGAUGGAUGCUCUUCUGGAGUAUUGUGAAGAAAUAGAAGAUCAAGAAGAACAAUGCAAAGAAACAGUUUACAAGUUCGCCCCUCUGGUGCUGGGCCAACUGGAGAAACUGAAGACAAGUGAUGUCUGUCGCAUUAUUGGCUUCUGUGAUGAGGGGAUAUCCAUUUGAGCUGGCUUGAGUGCAGAGAAUGAAUGAUAUGAAAUUUUCUAUUUAUGAGUGCGAUCGAUCUAAAUAAUGAGGAUAAUGUUUCUGCUAUUGAAAAAAAUCUUAAAUAAUAUUAUUGCUGGUAUAUUUUUGUAGUGAUAUAUUAUCAAGAAAUAAAAAUGUAGAAGCUAUUUAUAUUGUAGAACUGAAGA